Messenger RNA from Rana temporaria (common frog), 1517 nucleotides. RefSeq names its product O-6-methylguanine-DNA methyltransferase (gene MGMT). Gene Ontology annotation, molecular function: methylated-DNA-[protein]-cysteine S-methyltransferase activity. The record is from RefSeq and is a predicted model, not a curated record. The coding region runs from base 87 to 650 and encodes 187 amino acids. Lineage: Eukaryota; Metazoa; Chordata; Amphibia; Anura; Ranidae. The transcript has 6 exons. Gene Ontology annotation, biological process: DNA repair. Gene Ontology annotation, cellular component: nucleus.
GAGGCGGGCGGAGCGCGGGAAGAUCUCAGGUGAGGGUCUUCUCCUCCUCAGGAGAAAUUCAUUCACACUUGAUCAAGACUUUUAAAAUGUCUGUCAUAAGUGGAAAUUGCAAACUGCAAGAGGUCCUGAUUAAAAGUUCUAUUGGAGAAAUCCUGAUAUCCGGGUGCAAAGAAGGGAUACACGAGAUAAAGCUGAACGGUGAUGGAGCUGCUGAAUAUGGGGCUAAGGACGCCUCUGCAUCGUUCAAGGUAUGCGAAGGCCCUCAGGAAAUGAUUGCACCACUGGAACAGUGCACAAACUGGCUGCAAGCCUACUUCUGCAAGCCCUGGCUGACAGAGCAGCUCCCCAUCCCUCCUUUCCACCAUCCGGUCUUCCAAAAAGACUCCUUCACAAAAACUGUGCUACUGACGCUUCUUAAGAAUGUGAACAUGGGAGAAACAAUUACCUAUAAAGGGCUGGCUGAAGUUGUAGGUAAUGCAAAAGCCAUGAGAGCUGUCGGAGGGGCCAUGAGGAGCAACCCAGUGCCACUCAUCAUACCCUGCCACCGAGUGAUUUGCAGUGACGGCAAAAUUGGCAACUACAGCGGCGGCAAGAGGAAUGACGUGAAGCUCUGGUUAUUGUCGCAUGAGAAAAACGUGAAAGAAACAUGAAAACGUUUUUUUUUUUUUCACAUUCUUCACAUCGAGUUGUACCGCAGCCAAAAACACAUAACAGCGCUAUAGGUUUGCACGUUAGAGUAAAAUUCAGCAAGAAUGGUAAAUUUUUGAUUGACAUAUCAUUAUAAUACGGCAUCAGAAGCGGCAUCGCUAUAUUAGAAAGGCUUGCGUACCUCCUAAGGGAUGCAGCUAGUGUGCUGGGUCUUGUUUUUACAUUUUUACAGGAGAAUGAAUACAGCAGACUGCUCCUGUCGGGCUUGUAGUUUGCUCCCAUCCUCAGUCCUGUUUUGUUCCAUAUUUAAUGCCCAUUAAUGUAAGGAAAAGAGAGGAAGGGGCGUGGCAAAUCCGAGGUCCAACUACCCCUCCAUAGAAGCAUCUGGCUAAUAGAAGAGGGACGGUGUAGCUUUGCGUGCUGCUAAAGUCAAAAUAGAACCCAGCAGACGCACACACACACCUCCCUGUCACUGCUGGCAUUGUACUGAGAUCCUGUACCUCUGCCAAGCUUGAUGCCCAGCAUUCCCACCUAAUCUUUGAUGUCUCCGCUUCCAGAACAAUGUUUCACAUAUGUCAUUGUCACAAACACACAGGAAAAAAAAUAUAUUGCAACAUUUUUAAAGGAAACUCCAUUGUGAUGCCUGUUAAGAUAUUUUUUCACUGCCUUUUAUAUCUUAAAUAGUUGUUGAAAAGAUACAAAUAACAGUUUUCCUUUUUUUUUGUAUGCUGGUUUCCUUUGUAGUUUUCUGUGUUUUCAUGCCAGUAAAAAUAAAAUUACAUACGACAAGGGUAUUAGGUUACUAAAAAUGGUGAUUGUUAGCUGUGCUUUGCUUUUUCAAAGAAUAAAUUUGGCUGCUGUGUUUCAUA